AUGCAACAGUUGAGGAGCAGCCAUUUCUAAUUAGGCCAAACCGAUUAAAAAAAUUAGUUCACUUCAACCAUGAAAAUGAAUUUUAAAGGAGAUAAAGUAAAUGAUUAAGCCACUGGAGUUGGAGAUAAAUUGAAUUUAAGAGGAGUGCAUUUUCAUUUAGGAGAGUCAAAACCUUCAUAUAACACAAUUUUCAAGACUGACUUUUAGGGUAAACAAAUAGGUGAACCUGCUACCUUAAAUGAAGAAAAAAAAAAUGACUUGAGAACAAAUCAUUUUGUGCUUGGCCAUCAAUAGGCUCAAUAAGUAUCAAUUACAAGAGCUACUUAUAAUGAAAAACCGCUCCAACCAGGAUUAUAAAAUGAAUAAGAAAUACAAAAAAAUAAAAUGAGAUCACAUCAUCAUAAUUUCGCGGAAAGUUCUCAUAAGAUGAUGCAAACAAACUAUAACUAACAAUAUUAACCUCAAUAAUUAGAACCCAAACAGGAUUUAGCCGAAAGAGCAAGAUAACUAAGAGUUUCCAAUAUAUUUCUGGGAAAGGAGUAAGUUCCCAUGAUUACAGCCUAAUAAGAAGACUACAAUAAGAAGGAAGGAGGAGCUUAGGCUUCAUUCAAACCAGGAUUUCAAUCAACUCAUUUUAAUUUUGGCAAUGCGAAUACUGAUUUCAAAACCAUGAAUCAAGAAUUUUUCCAUCAGUAGGAAAUAACAUCAAACCCAUUUGCAGAAGAAAACCGAUAAAAUCUCAGAGCAACUCAUUUUACAUUAGGAAAAGACAAUUAACCAUAUCAAUCUGAAUAAAUGUCACAUUUCAGACCACAUUCAGAAAAUAAGAUUAACUAUAUCAAUAACACUGCUGCCUUAUAAGGAAGCCAUUUUACUAUUGGAGAUCCAAGAUUUAUGAAUCAUAAAACUUAAACAUUUUAUAACACCACUAUGAAACCACCUGAAUAAUAGUAGCAUUAAUAGGCAAGAGAUUAGUAAAUGGAUCGAGGAUCUAACUUUAAAGUUGGAACAGAUAAUAUAUCAUAUAGAUCAGAAAUGCAAUCCAAUUUUAAAAAUCCAUCAGGAUAACCUGCAUAAUUAUCUGAAAAACUAUUAAAAGAUUUACGAUCUUCUCAUUUUGGUUUGAAUGAUAAUGUUAGUAAAAAUACUUAUUUGACCACCAAAUAAGCGGAAGCAUUAAAUCAAUAAUAAGGCUAACCAAAUAAGCUAGAUCCACAUGCAAGUGCAAAUUUAAGAUCUCAUCACUUCAACCUUGGUUAGACAAAAGGAGACUUAAUUUCAUAAACACAUGAUAUACAUAGACCAUUAAUAGGAAAGCCAAAUACAUUAAAUUAAUAGUAAGCAAAUAAUCUAAGAAAGCAUCAUUUCGCAUUAUCAUGA
This is a messenger RNA of Paramecium tetraurelia, 1380 nucleotides long. RefSeq lists its product as uncharacterized. Lineage: Eukaryota; Ciliophora; Oligohymenophorea; Peniculida; Parameciidae. The transcript is spliced from 7 exons. The record is from RefSeq and is a predicted model, not a curated record.